AUGAGCGCGGAAGAUGAAACCACCGCCGCGACGACCAGCACUCUUCUCGCGAUCGAUAACGACAACGACGACGAGGCGCUCCGUUCUUUCGUUGAAACGCUCACUCUUAAGGAUCAAGAAAAAAAGAAGAAAAACGCUCACGCUCCCGCGAGCGAUACUUUUUCAUUGCCUCCUUGCCUGGAUUAUUACUUGGACCAGUUGCUCAGAAACAGCUCGAGCGACGAGGACGAGGAAGGCGGCGCGUCGUGUUACGAAACGAGAGAUGGAGGACAUUUGCCUCCUUUGCUCGUAUCUUCGGGGUGUUUGGAGCAGCCGGAAAAACGGAAAAAGAAACGUCUGAAAUCAUGCCUCGAGUUGAUCAUGAACCACGAGGAAGAGCACUAUCUGCCUUCUUCGCCCCCCGAGGAAGAGGCGCAAAGAAACAACACCAUGUUGAUGCACGACGAGAAGCAAGAAGGGAUAUUACGGUUCAUGAACAGAGAUAAAGAUAUAGACGUGUGGGGAGUGUGCAUGUCUGAUGCGACGCGCGCGAACAAUCCGAAACGUAAGAGCAAUUUCAAUUUCGAAGACGAAGAUGACGAGGCGUUGAUUCCGAGCGAUAAUUUCUUCUCGAGCGAAGACACGAUGACGAUAUCUGUAACCAUCCCGGAUCAAACAAGAUUUCCCUUGAACGAAGAGAUGUGGCGAGCGAAUGCGUCGAAGAAAGAGCCUGAUGUCGCCGUGAAAGACAUUAAGAAAAAACGUUCUUUGCACGCGGUGCCGAAAUCCAAUCGGCGGGCGAAACCUCAAAAUCCGUCUAGGACCUCGCAGAUGAGAGGUGUAACAAAGCACAGAUUAACAGGAAGAUACGAAGCGCACUUAUGGGACUCUUCUUUGGCGCGUGCGACGCCUAAACCUGGCGGCAGGACGCGAGGAAGACAGAUUUAUUUAGGUGGGUAUUUAACAGAGCUUGAGGCGGCGAAAAGCUACGAUAAAGCCGCGAUUAAGUUAUGGGGGAGAGAUGCUAAUUUAAAUUUUGAUUACGAAACGUACGCGGAAGAUAUCCAGAUGAUGAAAUCCUAUGAUUUUGCCGCGUACGUUGCCGCGUUGCGACGAGAAUCCAGCGGAUUUACUCGAGGCGUUUCAAAAUAUCGCGGCGUGACAAAAUAUGUUAAGAGUACAACCAACCAACAAGGCAAGGCGUCGACAAAACAGUUGUGGGAAUCGCGUCUGGGCCGCGUGAAAGGAUCCAAGUACGUGUAUCUGGGAACGUUCGAUACUGAGAUAGAAGCCGCGCGAGGCUACGACUUGGCGAGCUUGAAAUAUCGAGGCGACAAGGCCGUGACAAACUUUGAUAAAUGCAACUAUUCCGAGACAGAAAUAGAAACUUUCAAGUUCCCACACCGAGCCGAUGCUCGCGACGAGACGGAUGAUAGCGACGACGAUGAUAAUGAUGUUACCAAAAACAAACAUGAAAAGAUAGAGAAGAAGAAGGAGAAGAAGAAAGACGAGAAAUUGGAGCCGUGA
Bathycoccus prasinos is the source of this 1506-nucleotide messenger RNA. RefSeq lists its product with no specific name. Gene Ontology annotation, biological process: regulation of DNA-templated transcription. The coding region runs from base 1 to 1506 and encodes 501 amino acids. The record is from RefSeq and is a predicted model, not a curated record. The transcript has 2 exons. Gene Ontology annotation, molecular function: DNA-binding transcription factor activity; DNA binding. NCBI's taxonomy places the organism in Eukaryota, Viridiplantae, Chlorophyta, Mamiellophyceae, Mamiellales, Bathycoccaceae.